Messenger RNA from Centropristis striata (black sea bass), 6433 nucleotides. RefSeq names its product apoptotic chromatin condensation inducer 1a (gene acin1a). Gene Ontology annotation, molecular function: nucleic acid binding. The record is from RefSeq and is a predicted model, not a curated record. NCBI's taxonomy places the organism in Eukaryota, Metazoa, Chordata, Actinopteri, Perciformes, Serranidae. Bases 48 to 5420 code for a protein of 1790 amino acids. The transcript is spliced from 18 exons.
AGGCGUUGCUCGUCGCUCUCGCUGGGAGCUGACUAGAGGAAGGGAAAAUGGCGGAUCUCGAAGACGUUACGCUGGACGGGAGACCGCUCCAGUCCCUUCGAGUGGCGGAUUUAAAAGCAGCCCUGGAGGAGAGAGGGCUGUCGAAGAGCGGCCACAAGAAUGCACUCAUCAAGAGGCUGAAGGGGGCUCUCAUGCUGGAGAAUCUGCAGAGGACCUCCACCGCUCACAUCGGACUGCAGCCAAACUCGCAGAUUGGAGAGGAAAUGAGCCAGAACAGCUUUAUCAAGCAGUAUCUGGCUAAACAACAGGAGCUUCUGAGGCAGCGGCUGGAGAGAGAGGCUCGUGAAGCAUAUGACACAAAUGACCAAGAGGACCACACAGAAGUUAACAACAGUACACCAUGCGCUCCUCAACCCCAGGAUGCCACGCCAGCACUGGCGGAGCAGCACAAGCCCCCCGGCCCCUCCGGUGGAGACGGGUUGUUUGGUGCAGCCAAUGAGAGCAACAGGAACCAGGAGGCCGACAUGUCCGGCCCUCCCGCCUCCGGCUCUGUGGCCAUGCGCGUUCCUGGUGGCGACCACCGGACGGAGAGAGGGUCCGCCUCCAACGAAGUCCCCGCCGACAGCGACGACGACGACAGCGAGGAUGGCGAGGAGGACGCUGACGACGACGACUGGGAGAGCAGCGCUCGGAGGAGGAGCCACAGAGAGCCGGCCCGAGUGCCCACAACCAGAGAGAGGUCUGGAGCAUCCUGCCAGCCCCCACAGCAACACAUGCCCUCCCUACUGUCCCCGCAACUCCGCCAGCCAACACCUCCUCCCUCCCCACCUCCAGAGUUAUCAUUCCCCUUGCCCGACACCCCUAAACAGAGCCCCCCUAGUCCAGAUGUAGCCCCGGCUAGGCGCUCCUCCAGCACCUCUAGCUCUGGUUCCUCCAGCAGCGGCAGCCGCAGUAGCAGCCCAGAGCCACAGAGGGGCGGACACGCCGAGCGCAAGCCAGGCCCGCUGACCCUUCUCGCCCGUAAAAUGGAGUCAGAAGGUGCUUUCUCUGGAGUCGGUUGGCACCGCGGUGGUGUGGAAGGUGACGGCAGCGCUCCGGCUACAUCAUUUCCUGGCCGAGGGCCUCCAGAGGGUCUGGUAUCUGCCAUCACUCACACCGCCAACACUGCAGGCCACGUGUCAUUUCCCAUGAUUCCAGGCACCAACCAGGGUAUCACAGGAGCACAUUUGGCCCAUAUGCAAUUACCUGUGAGUGUGCUCAAAGCCACUGAAACAGAAGAGAGGGACAGAGAGAGGGACUCUGAGAUAGAAAGAGAAAGGGCCCUCGAGCUGGAAAGGCAAGAGAAGCAGAGGAAACUUGAGGAAGAGCGGGAGAGAGAGAGAGCUCUGGAGAAAGAGAGACUCGAACGACAGCAGGCCUUAGAAAGGGAAGAGCGGGAGAAGGCUUUGCAGCGGGAAAGAGAACUCGCUCUAGAGCGAGAGAGGCAGGAGAGGGAACUCGCUUUGGCUAAAGAGCGGGAAGAACGAGAGCAAGCCUUAGCAAGAGAGAGGGCCCUGGAGCUGGAGAGGCAGAAGGAGCUAGAGAGGCAGAAGGAGCUGGAGAGACAGAGGGCCUUGGAGCUAGAGAGGCAGAAGGAGCUGGAGAGACAGAGGGCCCUGGAGCAAGAACGUCUGCAGAGAGAAAAGGAGGAGAGGGAGAAGCGAGAGAGGGAAGAAAAGGAGAGAGCAAGGGAGCUAGAAAGAGCCAAGGCUUUGGAGCAGGAGAGGAAGGAGAGAGAAAGGGCUCUUGAACAAGAGAGGCUGCAAAGAGAAAGAGCUCUGGAGGCUGAAAGAAAAGAGAAGGAAAGGUUAGAGAGAGAAAAAGCCUUAGAGCUAGAGAGACUAGAGAGAGAGAGAGCCUUGGAGCAAGAGAGACUAGAAAGAGCCUUAGAGCAAGAGAGACUAGAGAGAGAGAGAGCCUUGGAGCAAGAAAGACUAGAAAGAGAACGAGCCUUGGAGCAAGAGCGUCUAGAGAGAGAAAAAGCCAUAGAGCGAGAGAGAAUCGAGAGGGAAAAGGCCUUGGAGCAAGAGAGAGUUGAGAGAGAGAAAGCCCUAGAGCGAGAGAGAAUAGAAAUGGAAAGAGCUCUAGAGCAAGAGAGAUUGGAGCGGGAGAGAGCCCAAGAACAACAGAGGCUGGAGCAUGAGAGGAAGGAAAAGGAGAGGAUCGAGAGAGAGAAAGCACUCGAGCAAGAAAGGAUAGAGCGGGAAAAAGCCUUAGAACGAGAGAGGGAGGAGAAGGAGAGAUUGGAGAAAGAGGCAGCUCUGGAGCAGGAGAGGAAGGAGAAGGAAAGAGUCGAGAAGGAGAGGAAAGAGAGGAUGGAGAGAGAGAAAGCUCUCGAGCAGGAGAGGCAGGAGAAGGAGAAGGCUCUGGAGAAGGAGAGGCAGGAGAAAGAGAAGGCUCUGGAGAAGGAGAGGCAGGAGAAGGAGAAGGCUCUGGAGAAGGAGAGGCAGGAGAAAGAGAAAGCUCUGGAGAAGGAGAGGCAGGAGAAGGAGAGGCGUGAGAAGGAGAAAGCUCUCGAGCAGGAGAGGCUGGAGAGGGAAAAAGCUCUAGAGCAGGAGAAACUAGAAAGGGAGAGAGCCCUGGAGAAGGAGAGGAAGGAGAAGGAGAGAGCUCUCGAGCAUGAAAGGUUAGAGAAGGAGAAAGCCAUGCAGAAAGAAAAGGAGGAGCAGGAGAGGGCCCAGGAACAGGAGAAAGAGAGAGCUAGGGUGGCUGAAAAGGAGAGGGAGAGUCACCUCCCUCCAUCCAAACGUGGCCGUGAGAUUGGUCUCACCCCCCUGCCCACUCCUCCCCCCCUCUCCACAGGACCAGGUAGAAAGUCUUCAACAGAGGCAGGAGAGCAGGAGGAGGUGGCUGCUCCCAUGUCCCGGAGCGAAGCAGCAGAAUCUGAAACAGCCAUGUCACCAACGCCUCCGCUGUCAUUCAAGAAGUUCCGGUUUUUAAGGGACGCCCCGAUCCAAUCUUCCUCCCCUUCCAUGGUCAUUAAGCGGCCCCGCAGUUUCUCCGACACCCCCAACCCUCGGGCCUCCCCCACCGACGUAGGGGAGCGGCAGAAGGAGGGCCUCCAGGGCUCGGCUCAACAGGAAGACGGACAGAUGCGGACGAAACAGGAGGUUGUUGCCGGGGCACCGGGAUCUGUAACGGCCCACCCUGAGAAGGAGAGCCCCAAAAAAGAAGAGGCGACAAGCUUGGUAGCAGAGGGCAAAGAAAAGGCAGAUUCAGAACAAGCUGCCAAGGAAUCCACCAAAAAGGCAAAAGAAGUGGAUGAAAGCAAGGAGUCGGUGGAUGCUGCCCAGCGGAGGGGAAGAGAUGCAAAGAAGGAAGACAAAGGAGCAAGGCGGAGAUCAUCAUCUAAUGAUUCCUCUUCUUCAGAAUCAGACUCUGGCUCCUCAUCGUCUGGGUCCUCUGGCUCAUCCUCGUCCUCUCAAGAGAAACCCCGCUCCACUUCAAGAGGCAGAAGGGAAGGGAAACCUGAAAGAGAUUCCUCACCACAGCACAGGGUGACACUAAAGGGUCAGGCUGACGGUUUGAAGGAAAUCCCAAAAGCCUCUCCUCACAAAAGAGAGAGGUCGGUAGAGAAGAGCAACACUACGGCGGACGGAGACAGUCACACCAAGAAACCGCUCAUGGAAACACCAACAAGAGAGGAGUCACAAAGGAAGAGCGAGGACAACGAGGGAGAGGAGGAAACAAACAAACAAAGGCAGAUGAAGGAGGCUGCCAUGGCCGAGCCAGAGAAGCUUCCAGAGACCAGCGAGGAGACACCAAAGGCCUUCUCAGCUCGUAAGAUUUCCAUUAGCAGCAGUAAAUCGUCCCCAGGCACUGGCGGUGCAGAGGGCGAGCAGGACUCUGGAGCCACGGCCGGCCGCAAGAGGAGGUGGGGCUCCAGCACGGCGGUCACUGCCAAGAAACCUUCCUUCAGCAUCACCACAGAUUCACUCAAGUCUCUGAUCCCAGACAUCCGUCCGAGUCUUGGGCAGGAGGCCGUAGUGGACCUGCACCCAGAGGAGCCGGUCCUCUCCGGGGCCGAGGAUGAAGAGAGGGAGCGCUCCGACCAGGACCUUCAGAUCCGCCGCACCGUCACACAGGUGGUGCAUUUGGAGAGCCAGGAGAACGGACAGAAGGAGGCGAAGAGGAGCAGACAUGAGGAGUUGGAGGAAGAGGACCCGCAGGGAGACGCAGAGAGGACAAGGGUGCACGAGGAGAAGAUGGACACCCCGUUUCCUGCAGCCAUGGAAACCCAGUCUCCUUCAAAUACCAGCCAUGAUGUAGAAACCAACACUGUGACCCCCAGCGACACCCUCAUCCGUCGCUCCAUCAGCCAGCAGAAAACGGGCGUUUCCAUCACAAUCGACGACCCCGUUCGCACGGCCCGGCAGCCCUCACCACCUCGUGGCAAAGUCUCCAACAUUGUUCACGUCUGCAACCUGGUGAGGCCGUUCACUCUGGGCCAGCUGAAGGAGCUGCUCAGCAGAACUGGCACCUUAGUGGAGGACGGCUUCUGGAUCGACAAGAUCAAGUCUCACUGCUACGUCACUUACUGUAGUCCAGAGGAGGCGGUCGCUACACGGGCAGCUCUUCACGGAGUCAAAUGGCCUCAGAGCAACCCAAAAGUCCUCAGCGUCGACUUCUGCCAGCAGGACGAGCUGGACUUCCACAAAGGCCUGGCCGACAGACCCGGAGCGGAGGACCAGGGGCCCGGGGCCGCCCGCGGCCGGACGGCGGGCCUGCCGUCUCUGCUCCCGGAGCGGGACCAGUGGGCCGAGCGCGAGCGUGAGAUGGAGCGCCGCGAGAAGGCUCGGGCGGAGCGGGAGUGGGACCGUGACAAGGUCCGAGAGUUUGGGAAAGCCGGCGAGGAGAAGGAGGGAGCGCUGAGGAGGUCACGCUCCAGAGAGAGACGCCGCAAGGAGAGAGGGAAGAGCAAGGAGAAAAAGACGGAGAAGAAAGAGAAAGCAGCCGAGGAUCCUCCUGCAAAGCUGCUUGAUGAUCUAUUCCGCAAAACUAAAGCAGCUCCUUGCAUAUACUGGCUUCCACUAACAGACGAACAGUUUGUGCAGCGGGAAAACGCCAGAGCGGAACGGAUGAAGGAGCGCGAGAAGCGGAGGAAGGAGCAGGACGAGGAGGAGGAGAAAAAGAAAGAGGAGGAGCGCAAGGAGAGGACGAAAGCCGGGAGCGGUCCGAGUGGCGAGCGGAGCGAGGGUGAGAAGGAGAAGGAGAGGGACAGAGAGAGGGAGAGAGAAAGAGACCGGGGCAGGGACAGGGACCGCGAGAGGGAGAGGGAGAACGACAAACGCAGGGAUGGCUACCGCCGGCCAGAGGGCCGCGGGGCCGCCGGGGGCCGCCGCUCCCGUAGCCGUAGCGACCCACGGGAACGGCGACGCUAAUGGCCGACCACGGUGGAACUGUCCCUCUUCCAUUUGCCUUUCACUACAUGUACUUUGUUACAACUAAGACCCAACAGGACCAACUGAUGUCGCCACCAUCUCAAAAAAAUUGUCACCUUUUUUAAAGCACAUCUCCACCUACACACAGUCACGCUUAAAGGCUUAAAGGGGACCAUGAUUUUUUUUUUUUGCAGUGUUGUUUCCCAGAGUGCUAUACCGUACGCCGCGCCUCUGUCAAGGUCUGAUAUAUUUUUCUUUUUGCCUCUUUUUUUUUUGUCUUGACGGUUCCGCAGUAUGUAUGGCACCCUGGGGUUUAUUUUUAAAAAUGAUUUCUCUCAAUGUCCCCCCCCCCCCCAUUCAAAAAGUGUAGGUGCCAAUUAUGAUUUGCAAUCAAUUUGUCGUCGCCUCAGUGUUUUUAACAGCUCCGAGAUCUGGAGGAGGAAUCCUUUUGUUGCUGCAUGUAGUCCAAGGCUCUCCUUGCCGGUCCUGCCUAAAGAGAAAACUCUCACCUCUGUGCAGAGGCUUGCAUAAAUCUGAAAAUAAUGGAAUAGGUGUGUUUGGCAUUUUUUUGUACAGACCUAUAAGAUAAACUCAAAAUCAAGUCUUUAAAUGAGGCAGCUCUGGGGCGUUGUUGGAGCGGUGUGGAAUAACUACUAAGGCAAUGCAGUGUUUCCUCUAUUUAGUUAAGAGACGCUUCUCUGUGGGGGAGAAUCAUGUCUGUCACACCUGACGCAGGUUAUAAUUAUGUCCUUAUCAUCGAUUCUCUCUCUUCUUCCUCUCUUCCUUUUUUUUCCUCCGUUUCUCUUACCCUGUAGUGUCGAUACAGGCCCGAGAGAGGCGGAGGUCGCAUUAUGAGUUCUCACCAAUGGUUUUAAUAUUGUUUUUUAAUCUUUUAUUUUAUCAUUUUAGUACAAAGGUUUGUUUUUUUGUUUUGUUCUGUUUGUUUUUUAAUUUCUUCUUUGAGUACGCCUAUCAGUGGUGAAUGUACAAAUAAUAAAAAUUGAAAUUUGAAA